AUGCUGCCCACCGCGCAAUCUUGUGGUGCCGCCACCAAACGCGCUCAAAAGCCACCGCCCAUCCGCAUCGUUCCCGAGCUGAUCACUCCAGAUUCGACGGUGUGCGGCGUCACUUCUAACGAAACGCUUCACUCAUCUUCUCGUACGCAGACUCCCGACAUCCAUGACUCGAUGGACUACCUUGCCGAGCUGGUCAACGAACAGCGCAAUCUGGGCACUUUCACCUCGAUGUUCCCCAACGUUGUCAGUCUUCUGACUGCUGAGAUUACGCGUGUAAAGUACCUCAUCCACAAGGCCGAUUUUGGUGGUGACUUCGAACUACCGGAGCCAGUUGGUGACAAGAUCAUGCUGAAGAAGAAACUCUACAUUCCGGCGAAAGAGCACCCACAGACUAAUUUCGUCGGGCUUCUGAUCGGCCCCCGUGGCGAUACGAUUCGUCUGUUGGAGGAGAAGAGCGGAUGCAAGAUUUUGAUUCGCGGACAGGGCUCGGCAAAAGAAAAAUCUAGGGAUCAUUUCGACCCUCAGCCUGCUCGGGAGGAGGAAGAACUGCACAUAAUCCUUGAGUGUGAGGACAGUGAGAACCGCGUUGAGCUGAAGAUUGAAAAUGCUGUGAAGAUGCUGAAGCCUUUCCUUGAGCCGAAUGAAGAGACCCUGACUCCUCUGAAGCAAAAACAGCUGAUCGAACUGGCGAUCAUGAAUGGCACCUACAAGACGCAGAAAGAGAAAAGCAGAAUGACUGCGCUGCAGCUUCAGCCGGCUUUGCAAAACGGCAGCCACUCGCAUAUGAACUCACCGAUGUCGCCUAUGUUCUCCUUCCCAUUGAGCGGUGCCUACUUCUUCAACGACUCCCAUCAGCUGCAUUAUAACGACAGCCGUCUG
Messenger RNA from Mesorhabditis spiculigera, 879 nucleotides. Lineage: Eukaryota; Metazoa; Nematoda; Chromadorea; Rhabditida; Rhabditidae. The record is from the annotation of a GenBank genome assembly.